AGAGAGGGAGGCGGGAAGGCAGCUAUUUGGAGCCAGACCCACUCCUCUUGCAGCUAGGAGCAGAGGGGCUGGGUAGCUAGCCCGGUCAGUGGCAGGGGCGGAGCCAAACUUACUCUACAGGCUUUACAGGCAAACCAGCUGGAGCAUCAGGCUGCGGAUGAGAAAGGGGGAAGGGGAAAGUCUAAGCUAUAGGGAGACACGUGGAGUUCUCAGCUGCUAGAAGUGAACUGUAAUGCUCAAAGCCGGUGCUACUGAGUCAGAGCAGUUUUCCAGGCUCUGAACUUACCAGCCGAAAGAAAGAGGAGAGGGAAAUCUCACCCAAGGGAAAUCACAGGGGUAGCUCUCAGCUCAAGAAAUCUUCUCUGGGACCAUGCAGAUGGUCACUCCAACCAGUGGGAAUGGGGGCUUACCAGAUCUGGGCUAGCCAGCAUGGUUGUGGCUGAGAUGGGAUGCAAACCUGCAAUGUUUCUGGAUCGGAGUCACAGUGUACCAAUGUUGUGAUCAUAAAAAGAGAAAGAGCUCUUGCUGGCUCUCUGCAUAAAACAUAGCUGGAAGGCUCAGUUCCUGGCUUUGCUCAUUGAAGAGUGGUGACUAGCUAGAGCAUUCUGGUUUCAUAUUCUGGUGGAACCCUCAGAUCUGUGAGGAUGAGCCUACAGUCCACACCCACACUCCUGCAGCUAGCAAUGCAGAAUCUGCUGAGGGACGAGGCCUUGGCCAUCUCUGCUCUGCAGCACCUGCCCGUGGAGCUCUUCCCACCACUCUUCAAGGAUGCCUUCACCCACAAACGAUUUAACAUCCUGAGGAAGAUGGUGCAAGUCUGGCCUUUUCCCUGUCUCCCACUGGGUGGUCUGAUGAAGAUGAAGGCACCGUACCUGGAUAUCUUACAAAUCGUACUGGAUGGGAUUGAUGCACUACUUGACCAGAAUAGUCACCCCAGGAGUUACAAACUGCGAGUUCUGGAUUUGCGGGCUUUGCACAAGGACUUCUGGACUGUGUGGGCUGGAGAUACGACAGCAUCUUGCACUCCAGGGGCCAAGUAUAAGAGAAAAAUACAAAGGAGAGGUCCAAAAAUAGUAGCCCAGCCAAACUCAUUGAAAGUGUUCGUAGACCUGUGCCUCAAACCAAGAGCCUUGGAUACAUGCCUGUCCUUUGUCUUCCAGUGGGUAAGAGAGAGGAAAGCUUUACUGCAGCUUGGCUGUAAGAAGCUGAAGAUCAACACGGUAGCUAUCCAGAACGUCGUGAAGGUUCUGGACAUGCUGGACCUGGACUGUAUGGAGGAAGUGGAAGUGUGCUGCACCUGGAAGCUGUCUACUCUGGCUACCUUUGCUCCUUACCUGGGCCGAAUGACAAAUCUCCUCUCGUUCAUUCUCUCUCACAUCCACGUGCCUGCCUCUAUUACCCCCGAGGAAAAGAAGCAGUUGGUGAGCCAGUUCACCUCCCAGUUUCCCAACCUCCGGUGCCUCCAGGACCUCUCCCUGGACUCUGUCGGCUUCCUCAAAGACCAGAUGGACCAGGUGUUCAGGUGCCUAGAGGCCCCUUUGGAGAUCCUCUCUAUCACUGAUUGCCAGCUGUCAGAAUCAGACUUGAAGUCCCUGUCCCAGUGUCCAGGCAUCCGGCAGCUCAAACACCUGAACCUGAGUGGUGUCAUUCUGACCAACAUAAGUCCUGAGCCCCUUCGAGUCCUGCUGGAGAGAGUUGCAGCCACCCUGAAGACCCUGGACUUGGAGAACUGUAUGAUUAUGGACUCCCAGCUCAAUGUCUUCUUGCCUGCCCUGAGCCAAUGUGUUCAGCUUAUCAUGUUCAACUACUUAAGGAAUCCCAUCUCAGUGGCAGUUCUGGAGCGCCUGCUCUACCACACCUCCAAGCUGAGCUACUUAAGCUUGGAGAUGUAUUCUACCCCUUGGGAGAUUUAUGGGGCCCAGAGUGCUUCCCACCAUAAGAGGCUAGAUCAGCUUAGAGAGGAGCUGAGCAAGACCAUGAUGCAUCUAGAACACAACAGAACGGUCUGGUUCAGCGUUGCACCCUGCCUUCCUUGAGGCAACCAGGCCAUGUGAGUCAGGGCCCAAGCUUCAUCAGGCAGGGCUGCUCCCCUAACUGGGUACUUACGUGGCAGGCAAGUGAUUCCUUCUAGCUCUUGGGAACAGAAUCCUCUGGUAUAGAUGAAUCCUGUAGAAAACACAGAACAUGUGAUCUCAGGGUUGGGGGGUGGGCUUGGGGAUGGGCAUGAGGAUGGGGAAUCUAUUGGUUGACCAGCAAAGGCAGCCUCAGAAAUGUUGACCUAAAAAAUUGAUAUCCUUUGGGACAUGUGUAUUUAGCAAUAAUAUAGGAAGUUUCUAGCUAAAGAAACCCUUGAGGGUGUUUACUUCAUGGAUGGGGGGCAGGGGGAGAAGUUGCCAGUGUGUUCUUCCCCACUUCAGGCUAUAGGGUAAAAGGAAUACACCAUUUUACAGCUUGGCAGGCCCAAGUAGCCACUGGCAGUCACCACCUUAAUCUCCAGCUCUGAGCCCUAGAGAAUUUGCCCACCAGCAGUCCCAUCUAUCCAAGAAGGCCACAAUUAGGCUCAGAGGGCAGUGUCAGUGUAGAUUCUAAAUAACCUCACUGAGAGGAAUGCAAAGAGCUUCGAGGUGGUGCUGUCAGGUGCUGAGGACCACCACAAACAAAGUGGGAAGGGAUAG
This is a messenger RNA of Mastomys coucha (southern multimammate mouse), 2675 nucleotides long. RefSeq names its product PRAME family member 12-like. Bases 645 to 2036 code for a protein of 463 amino acids. The record is from RefSeq and is a predicted model, not a curated record. The transcript has 5 exons. Gene Ontology annotation, cellular component: cytoplasm. Gene Ontology annotation, biological process: negative regulation of DNA-templated transcription; positive regulation of cell population proliferation; negative regulation of apoptotic process. Lineage: Eukaryota; Metazoa; Chordata; Mammalia; Rodentia; Muridae.